CCGUGGAGGGGUCCGGGCCACAGCUGCCCCAAAAGCUGAGCCCCCACCAAGUGAGAAGAGGCUGCGAGGGAACGGGAGGGGCAGGCCGGGAGAGAGAGAAGGAAGGAGGGGCGCUGGCCAGCCUGCGUCCCCCCCACGGGGCCAGCUCAGAUUCAGCUCCAGGAGCAGCCCAGCGGCAGGAGCUCGGCAGCCCCAUCGUCCGGUGAAGGACAGCAGGCGGACGGACACGCAGACGAGGGUCCUGGGCCGGGAAGUCCUCAGCCCCGAGCCACCCGGCCGGGCCUGGCCCCCAUGGCCUUCAAUGACCUCCUGAGGCAGCUGGGGGGCAUCGGCCGCUUCCAGAAGGCCCAGGUCACUCUGGUCAUCCUGCCCAUGCUCCUGAUGGCCUCCCACAACACCCUGCAGAACUUCACCGCCGCCGUCCCCCCCCACCACUGCCGCCCGCCCGCCAGCGCCAACCUCAGCCGGGACGGGGGGCUGGAGGCCUGGCUGCCCCGGGACGGGCAGGGGCGGCCCGAGUCCUGCCUCCACUUCACCUCCCCACAAAGGGGGCUGCCCUUUCCCAACGGCACGGAGGCCAACGGCACGGAGGCCACGGAGCCCUGCACCAAUGGCUGGAUCUACGACAACCGCACCUUCCCUUCCACCAUCGUGACCGAGUGGGACCUCGUGUGCUCGCACAGGGCCUUGCGCCAGCUGGCUCAGUCCCUGUACAUGGUGGGGGUGCUUCUGGGAGCCAUCGUGUUCGGACACCUGGCAGACAGGCUGGGCCGCCGGAAAGUGCUGAUCCUAAGCCACCUGCAGAUGGCCGCGUCGGGGACCUGCACAGCCUUCGCUCCCAGCUUCCCCGUCUACUGUGCCUUCCGGCUGCUCUCGGGCAUGUCAACAUCUGGCAUCAUCCUCAACAGCAUGACCCUGAACAUGGAGUGGAUGCCCAUCCACACGCGGGCGUACGUGAGCACGCUGGCCGGCUACGUCUUCAGCCUGGGCCAGUUCGUCCUGGCGGGCGCCGCCUACGCCGUGCCCCACUGGCGCUACCUGCAGCUGCUGGUCUCCGUGCCCUUCUUUGUCUCCUUCGUCUACUCCUGGUUCUUCAUCGAGUCAGCCCGCUGGUACGCCUCCUCCGGGAGGCUGGACCUCACCCUGAAGGCCCUGCAGAGAGUGGCCCAGAUCAACAGGAAGCGGGAAGAAGGGGCCAAGCUAAAUAUGGAGGGCCUCCGGUCCAGUCUGCAGAAGGAGCUGACCAUGCGCCCAGGCUCGGCCUCAGCCCUGGAGCUGCUGCGCCAGCCCGCCCUGCGCCGCCUCUUCCUCUGCCUCUCCGCGCUCUGGUUCGCCACCAGCUUCGCCUACUACGGGCUGGUCAUGGACCUGCAGGGCUUCGGGGUGAGCAUCUACCUCAUCCAGGUCAUCUUCGGAGCCGUGGACCUGCCUGCCAAGUUUGUGGGCUUCGUGGCCAUCAACCACCUGGGCCGGCGGCCGGCCCAGAUCGCAGCCCUGCUGCUGGCGGGCAUCUGCAUCCUGGCCAACGGGGUGAUACCCCAGGAUCAGUCCACGGUCCGAACCUCCCUUGCUGUGCUGGGCAAGGGCUGCCUGGCUGCCUCCUUCAACUGCAUCUUUCUAUACACUGGGGAGCUGUACCCCACAAUGAUCCGGCAGACCGGCCUGGGGAUGGGCAGCACCAUGGCCCGUGUGGGCAGCAUCGCGAGCCCCCUGGUGAGCAUGACCGCGGAGCUCUUCCCCUCCAUGCCUCUCUUCAUCUACGGCGCUGUCCCCGUGGUCGCCAGCGCCGUCGCCGCCCUCCUGCCGGAGACGCUGGGCCAUCCCCUGCCAGACACGGUGCAAGACUUGGAGGACAGGAGGAGAGGGAAACCGCAGCGCCAGCAGCAAGAGCAGCAGAAGCAGAUGGUCCCGCUCCAGGCCGCGGCGCAAGGGAAGAAUGGACUCUGAGCACGGAGAACGGGCCCCACAGAGCCCACAGGGAGCGCCCGUCCUGCAGGGCCUGGGCCACCCGCACGAGGAGGGAGCAGGGGCGGUGGCUCAGGGGGGCCCCUCCCAGAUUCCACCGAGA
Messenger RNA from Myotis daubentonii (Daubenton's bat), 2068 nucleotides. RefSeq names its product solute carrier family 22 member 6 (gene SLC22A6). Gene Ontology annotation, molecular function: transmembrane transporter activity. Gene Ontology annotation, biological process: transmembrane transport. NCBI's taxonomy places the organism in Eukaryota, Metazoa, Chordata, Mammalia, Chiroptera, Vespertilionidae. Gene Ontology annotation, cellular component: membrane. The record is from RefSeq and is a predicted model, not a curated record.